AUGCGCGCUGUGGUAGUGAUAGCGCGCGCUGCGCUAGGACCUGAGGGACACUGCAAAAAUAGCCUCUACAAGGCUACAAGGACUACAAGUCCUACAUCAGAGUUGGAUAUGGGAUUUCCACCUAGCUGUGAAUUCAAUUUCCACCAUUCGCCUGACCUGGCGAACAGCUCUUCAAACUUCCUGGCAGUGGAUCAUCCAGCCAGUAACUCAGUCAAUGUAAUUCCACCAAAAGACAGUCCUUUCGACAUGGGUUUCGACGCACUUCUGGUUCAACAUGAGCAUCCGGACCAGAUGCCUUUGGAUAUGGGCUUUGGCAUCAAUCCGGUUGAUUAUGUACCCGAUCGGUCAGUCGAUAUUGAACUGGAAGACAGGCCUUUGGACAUGGGCUUUGGUAUCCAUCCGGUUCAUAAUUUUCCGGAUCAGUCAUAUAAGUCACUUCAUUAUUUGGUCGCACUGUUAAAUGUAAAUUCAGUGGAUAUUGGACCUGACAAUAUGCAUUUGGACAUGGGAUUUGAGACACCGGAUCUGGUAUAUCUUUUGCCGGAUCAGUCCUUGGGUCAACCGGAACCCAUCGGAUUUGUCAUUGAGCGCGCUGUAGGAGAUUUGCGCUUGGCGACACACUGGUUGGAGAUGCAAAGGGCCCAUGGCACAAUGUCACCGGAAGAAGUGUCUGUCAGCCGGGAAGUUCUUCAGUCCACCAAUGAGUUGUUGUUGGCAUUUCAACUGAUAUCAAUAUACCGACUGUCGACAUGA
This is a messenger RNA of Suillus discolor, 753 nucleotides long. RefSeq lists its product as uncharacterized. The record is from RefSeq and is a predicted model, not a curated record. The coding region runs from base 1 to 753 and encodes 250 amino acids. The transcript has 4 exons. Lineage: Eukaryota; Fungi; Basidiomycota; Agaricomycetes; Boletales; Suillaceae.